Messenger RNA from Acanthisitta chloris (rifleman), 582 nucleotides. RefSeq names its product calcium channel, voltage-dependent, gamma subunit 5 (gene CACNG5). Gene Ontology annotation, biological process: transmission of nerve impulse; neurotransmitter receptor transport, postsynaptic endosome to lysosome; calcium ion transport. The record is from RefSeq and is a predicted model, not a curated record. Gene Ontology annotation, molecular function: channel regulator activity; voltage-gated calcium channel activity. The annotation marks the transcript as partial. Gene Ontology annotation, cellular component: postsynaptic density membrane; AMPA glutamate receptor complex. The transcript is spliced from 5 exons. Lineage: Eukaryota; Metazoa; Chordata; Aves; Passeriformes; Acanthisittidae.
AUGCUCCUGGGCAUGAGCGCCUGCAGCAGGAAGGCGCUGACCCUGCUCAGCAGUGUGUUUGCUGUCUGUGGCCUUGGCCUCCUGGGCAUCUCUGUCAGCACAGACUACUGGCUCUACCUGGAAGAGGGCAUCGUCCAGCCCCAGAACCAGACGGCGGAGAUCAAGCUGUCGCUGCACUCGGGGCUCUGGAGGGUUUGCUUCUUGGCAGGUGAUGAGCGUGGCCGGUGCUUCACCAUUGAGUAUGUCAUGCCCAUGAACAUCCAGCUGACAUCUGAAUCCACAGUCAACGUCCUGAAGAUGAUCCGCUCUGCCACCCCCUUCCCCCUGGUCAGCCUCUUCUUCAUGUUCAUUGGCUUCAUCCUGAGCAACAUCGGCCACAUUCGGCCCCACAGGACCAUCCUUGCCUUUGUCUCGGGGAUAUUCUUCAUCCUGUCAGGUCUGUCGCUGGUGGUGGGGCUGGUCCUCUACAUAUCCAGCAUUAAUGAUGAGAUGCUCAACAGGACCAAGGACUCAGAAACAUUCUUCAACUACAAAUACGGAUGGUCGUUUGCCUUCUCUGCCAUCUCCUUCCUUCUCACUGAG